AUGGAUUAUACGUUUGCCGCCUCGCCUCCCUUCUCAUCUGAAAAUUCACAUUUUCCUUUCGGAGUUGAAGUAGCAGAGAGUGCUUCGGAUCUAUCCAGCCCCACAUCUCCCAAUGGAAUAUCUCAUCCAAUGUGUACAUACACGGAGAGCCCAUAUGACAUGCUUUCAGUUGGCAACCCUCCAACGCCUUAUUGUGAUCCUAUGGCGGGGAAGAUUCCAGUAGAAUAUAUUGGUUCAACAUCGCUUGAUGGACAUGAUGGAAGACGAAGUAAAUCAAAAGAUAAGGAGAAAGUCUCCAGCAUGCACCUAAGACGUCGCGCCCAAAAUAGAGCAUCUCAACGAGCCUUUCGAGAACGAAAAGAAAGACACCUCAAAGGUCUCGAAAGCAAACUGCAAGAUCUGCACAGCAAACACCAGAAUCUGCUUCAGUCCUACCACCAGCAAACAGAAGAAGUACAGCAGCUCAAUAUUCGCAUUCAACAGCUGACCGCAGAGCUCGAUCUUUUGAGAUCAGCGACCGACGGCACAAUUGGCGAAAUUCUAAUGCCUGACAAGUUUGAUGUCGUCCCGUAUCCUAUGCUGGCGGCUUCUGGUCCGCAACAUCAUUGUGAGGAAGCGUUCAAAAUAAAUAGCGAUUUAAUGGCAUACCCGCCUGAAUACUAUGAUAGACUGUAG
Messenger RNA from Histoplasma capsulatum G186AR, 675 nucleotides. RefSeq lists its product as uncharacterized. Gene Ontology annotation, cellular component: RNA polymerase II transcription regulator complex. The record is from RefSeq and is a predicted model, not a curated record. Gene Ontology annotation, molecular function: transcription cis-regulatory region binding; DNA-binding transcription activator activity, RNA polymerase II-specific. NCBI's taxonomy places the organism in Eukaryota, Fungi, Ascomycota, Eurotiomycetes, Onygenales, Ajellomycetaceae. The transcript is spliced from 3 exons. The coding region runs from base 1 to 675 and encodes 224 amino acids.